This is a messenger RNA of Symbiodinium natans, 2049 nucleotides long. The record is from the annotation of a GenBank genome assembly. NCBI's taxonomy places the organism in Eukaryota, Dinophyceae, Suessiales, Symbiodiniaceae.
AUGGUCGUGGUCCGUGUCACGGGCUUGGAUGGGACCGUCCUUUUCGGCCCAGAAGAUAUCUCCGGAACGGCGGCGGAAAUCCGGCCGCGGCUCCUGGCCAAGUCGACGGAAGACUCCGCCAAAAUCUGCCUGCUACACCAGCAUAAGGAGCUGCACCGCGAUAGCCUCCUGGAGCUCAUCGCGUCUGGUGCCGGUGACCCUCCGAUUCUGGAGCUCACCGCCGUCCGAAAGCCGAGUGCGCUUGCACAACUGGCGGAGCUUGCGCGCGAGAAUGCGAAGAAGCGCGAGGAGAGGGAGGCCAAGCGCAUCAGGCCCUCCGACAAGCAGCAGAUGCAGGAGCAGAAGGAACGCGACAUUCAGGAGUACAAAGAUGCCGUGGAAGACUUGGUCCAACAGCUUGGGGAGGAAGCUUUGCAAAAAUGCCGCACCCGUGCCAGGCAAGGCCACGACGACACGGAGUUCGACUUUCAGGGCAAGCUGCAGGCCUACGAAUUCGGCGCCAAGAUGUUCUUUCGUGGGAGCAGAGACCUCCGAAGUGAUCCGGCUAUGCGCGGCUACUAUCUCUCUGCUGCAGAACCGGACACCCUGGAGUGCCCGGACAACAUCCAAGUCGAAGGGUUCUCGUCUCCCGCCGGCCGCAAGUUCUUGCAGGAGUUCCGGACUGGACUCGUGGAGCACCUACGAGGGAUGGACCUCAUGGCCGAGCCUCAUAAGCACAGCAUCCAUGCGAUCGUGAUCUCAAGGAAGAUGGGGCCGCCUGAGGGUCCUCUGCAGAUGCCCUCUCAGAACCUUGCCAACGCAGUGCGGCGUCAAAAUGUGCGCUUCUGGUGGGUCAAAUGGCUGGCGGGCGCGGAAUCUGUGAUGAUGAUUUGCAUUGGCCGACUGAUCUCCGGCUGCGCGAUCGGCCUCCUCAGCACUGUGGUCGCGCUCUACCAAAGCGAGGUCGCUCCGGCGCACCUGCGAGGAGGCUUAACCUCUUUGUACCAGUUCAUGAUCACCCUCGGGAUAUUGGUGGCAGCGGCGGUGGAUGUCCCCCUCGUGCAGCGGGAUGAUGGGUGGAGGCUGGCCAUUCUUCUGCAGGCCUUCCCAGCAGUUGUUCUUUUGGUGGGCAUGUUUUUUCUUCCUCGCUCUCCGCGAUGGUUGGUGCAGAAAGGGCGGAUCAACGAAGCUCAAGAUGUUCUCGUGAAGUUGCGUGGGGAGAAGGAAGCUCAGCGUGAGUUGAAAGACAUCGUGCAGAGCUGGCAGGAGACUGGACAGGACGAGGUCAGCUGGGGAGAGUUGGCAACUGGGCGAACCAAGCAGCUUUUGAUGGUUGGAAUCGCCCUUCAACUGCUGCAGCAGCUGGUGGGUAUGAACGCCCUGAUGUACUUUGGGCCGCGCAUCUUCCGAACUCUUGGUCUCCAGGAGAACACGUUUCAGGCCGUGAACAACGCCGUGAAUUGUCUGUCCACGCUGCCGUCGCUGUAUCUCGCAGACCGCUGCGGACGUCGCUGCUUGCUGAUUUGGGGCGCCAAGGGCAUGAUCUGCUCUUGCUGCAUCAUCGGUGCAGUUGGCUCCUUUGCUUCCUUUGAGGACAGGCAGGGAGGCAAAGGGACACCUGCAGCGUCCUAUGUGACGGUAGCCAUGGUCUUCGCGUUCGUCAUCAACUUUGCCUAUGGCUGGGGUCCCAUCGUCUGGGUGUAUUGCGCGGAGAUCUUCCCUCUCCGCAGCAGGAGUCGGUGCGUGGGCGUCACCACCAUGUCCAACUGGAUCGGAAACUAUCUCAUCGCGCAGCUGUCGCCAGUCCUGCUUGAGAGCCUGGGGCUUGGCAGCUUCUUCGUGUUUGCUGGAUUUGCCGCCGCAGCUCUGGCGCUGGCGUGCUGGCUUCCAGAAACAAGGGGCGUUGCCUUGGAAGACAUCGAGUCCCUCUUCGAAGAGCGCUUCGGGUCUGCGGCGGCAUCAAAGGCACCAGCUCAGACCUUUGGUCUGCAGCAGCCUGCGGAGGAGAUCUCCGGCCUGGUUGGCAUGGAGGACACGACAACCGCUGCGACGUCUCCGACAACAGGCUGA